CUAUUUCUCUCUCCUCUCUCUAGUCUCAGUAUAUGUAUACGUAUGUAGAGAUAUGCAUAUUACUAUGUGUAAUGUGUGAUUGCUGUAUGUAUCUGUUCAAUCGCUUGUGAAUUUUUUUUUUUUUCGUUUAUGAUAUAGUGAUCGUUUUGAGAGUUGAUUUCCUUUUUAUUUUAUCUUCGAGUGUGUCAACGGGGAAAUGUUGAUGUAUGAAUAAGGCUACCGGCGGUUGUUUCUGGUAUUCUGCCUGUAAAAUUCGGUGUUACUGCGGAUUUUGUUUGAUCAAACUGUUUCUUUGGUGAAGAUAAUUAAAAGUAUCAUCCACAAUGGAUGGAAAUGGAAAUCGACAAAUGGAGGUCCAUUACAUAAACACAGGAUUCCCAUACACAGUCCCUGAGAGCUUCAUGGACUUCUUUGAUGGAAUUUCACAUCAAACUUCACAUUUUCCUCAUUCGGGUCCUAUCCAUGAUCAGGAGCAUGCAUAUUGGGCAAUGAAUAUGAGUUCAUACAAAUACGGAUUACCAUUACCUGGUAUUGGAAAUGUACCUUAUUAUGAUCCAUAUGAAGUUCACAAUUAUGCACCAAGAAUGGAUAUGAAUCGAAGUGCAUGGGAGUAUCCUGUAAUGAUGAAUGUCACAGAAUCUGCUACCACAGAUGUCCAAUCAGCUGAGAAUUCAGUUCCAAGCAUGCAAGCUAUUCCUGAAGAAUGUAGCCCAAAUCAUGACAGUGCUUCUAGUUCUCAGGUUGUUUGGCAGGAUGACAUCGAUCCAGACAACAUGACAUAUGAGGAAUUACUUGAUUUAGGAGAGGCAAUUGGGACAGAAAGUCGAGGUCUUUCUCAAGACCUAAUUGAUUCCCUUCCAACUACAAGAUAUAAGUCUGGUGGCUUCUUCUUAAGAAAAAAAUCCGGAGAGAGGUGUGUGAUUUGCCAAAUGAGAUACAAGAGAGGGGACAAGCAAAUCAAUUUGCCAUGUAAGCAUGUUUAUCAUACCGAAUGUGGAUCCAAAUGGCUCAGCAUCAACAAGACAUGUCCUAUUUGCAACGUGGAAGUUCUUGGUGAGGAACCGUCAUCAUCAUCAAGCCGCUAAAAACUCAUUGAAAUGGUCAAAUUGCCACAAAAUUUCCCAUCUUUUUUUUUUUUUUUUUUGCUUUUUUUGUUUAUUUUUUUUACUUACAUAGAAGGUAGUUAACUGAAGUUUGUCCUUAAUUACGUGUUUUUAUAUAGGAUGUGUUGUUAGCUUUAUAUAAAAGGUGAAUAUGAACGACUGGGAUCCUUUUUUUUUUUUUUUUAAAUGUUAUUAUUUUAGGUUAAAUUGUUUCUAAGAUUAAUAGUCAAAUUGUGAGUUUAUUAAAUUAGUAUUAUUAUAUUUGUUGAA
Lactuca sativa (garden lettuce) is the source of this 1373-nucleotide messenger RNA. It is a transcript of the gene BB, whose product is annotated as RING/U-box superfamily protein. Gene Ontology annotation, biological process: protein ubiquitination; negative regulation of organ growth. NCBI's taxonomy places the organism in Eukaryota, Viridiplantae, Streptophyta, Magnoliopsida, Asterales, Asteraceae. The record is from RefSeq and is a predicted model, not a curated record. Gene Ontology annotation, molecular function: ubiquitin-protein transferase activity; ubiquitin conjugating enzyme binding.